Aspergillus melleus is the source of this 987-nucleotide messenger RNA. Its product is annotated as zinc-dependent alcohol dehydrogenase family protein. The record is from RefSeq and is a predicted model, not a curated record. The transcript has a single exon. The coding region runs from base 1 to 987 and encodes 328 amino acids. NCBI's taxonomy places the organism in Eukaryota, Fungi, Ascomycota, Eurotiomycetes, Eurotiales, Aspergillaceae. Gene Ontology annotation, molecular function: oxidoreductase activity.
AUGCUCCGGACUAUUGUGCGGGACUUUGGCCGUGCAGCAGAGGUGGUGACUGUCGAGCUCUAUCAGCCGCAGGUUCCUGGCCCAAAGCAGGUUCGAGUACGGAUGUUGCUGGCCAGUAUUAAUCCUUCGGAUCUGGUGACCAUAUCUGGCGCUUACCGAUCGAGAAUUUCACUGCCUUUUGUACCCGGAUUCGAAGGUGUUGGUGUGGUUGAGUCGGUUGGUGCUGGUGUCUCCGAAUCGCUCAUCGGACAGCGAGUUCUACCGCUAGGGAGCCAAGGCGCAUGGCAAAACGUCAAGAUCACCGAAGAACGCUGGUGCUUCCCCGUACCGGCAGAUCUCACCGAUCAGGAGGCAGCAAGGGCAUAUAUCAACCCUCUGUCGGCCUUCAGGAUGGUUCAUGAGUAUGGACCCUCGCCUGGUGCAUCGGUGGUUGUCAACGCCGCCACGUCCGCUAUCGGGCAGAUGAUUAUUCGCAUGCUUAAUCGUGCUGCUAUUCGGCCAAUUGCGCUGGUUCGACGAGCUGGCGUCGAGAGCCAAUUGAAAAGUCAACUUGGCGUGUCAGCCGUCCUUUGCACAUCGGAAGUCCGAUUACAGCAUAAGUUGCUCGAGUUGACCAAUGGUCGAGGUCUAUCUGUUGCUUGGGAUGCGGUGGGCGGGUCUGAGGGUGACGACCUUGCUCGUGCUCUGAGCCCUGGUGGGACGCUAGUUCACUAUGGACUGUUGUCUGGCACGCCCUUGUCACUCCGUUUGUACGAGGAGUGCCCGCAAGCUCGAAUUGUUCUGUUUCGACUAAGAGACUGGGUUCAUUCUGCUGAGCGACAUGCGUUACAUUCAGCUUUGAACGAAGUUUUUCAACUCAUUCGCGAUGGCAUCGCAGCGUCAGAGGUGGCGGCUGUGUUUCCACUAUCAUCUAUCCAACAGGCGCUAGAGUAUGAGGCCAAGUCAGGACGUCAAGGAAAAGUUCUACUAUCUAUGCAAAACAGAUAA